GCUAACCCAAGUCACGGCUGCGGUAAGUUGUAUUUUCCGCGCUUAAAACGCGAGAGUCGUGUGCGGAGCGAGAGGGGAGGGAAAGUACAAAAGUCCCAACUGCAGAGAGCAGACAUCGGGGUGCAUCCUCGUUGCGCACACGUGUUGAAAGAUGGUCGCCGCCGUGUGGUGACCGCGCGAAUACUCGAAGAGCUCUCGCGAGACAAUAUCCCAGCGACAUGACGUCGUGCUGUUACACCGCCUGCUCGUGCAACCGCGUCCCUCACUGCGCCGACUGGGGCACCAAUGGAUUGCUGUGCUUCGGGACGCGAAACGCGGUCGCCGUGUACGAGCCACGCGCGCACAUCGGCCGCGUGACGCACACGCUGCACCGGCAUCGCGACCACGUAAACACAGUGCACUGGAUCAAGCCGGGCGACGGCGCGCCGGAGACGGAGCUGCUGUCCGGCUCCGUGGACGGUACCGCCGUCAUCUGGAGCGGAGACGGCGAGAACGGGUUCCGCUGCACCUCGGUGUUGAACGUGGGGAGCAAGGUUGCCUUCGCCGAUUCCCUCUGGUUGUCCGCCGCGUCGGCGAGGCUGCUGAUAUGCGCGGGCUCGAUCAGCGGCGCCGUGCAACUGUGGCUGAGAGAGGGAGACAUGGACGCCAAGCACGUUCAGACUAUAGAUUUCGGAAGGAAGUUACCGCUGCACUGCCGUCUGACGCGUCUGCCGAACAGCACGUGUCCCCUUCUGGCCGUAGCGUUAGAGGACGCCUCUACUUUGCUGUAUACCGCGAGACUCGACGCGGGAUCCCAAGUGGAGCCACUUUUCGUGCAGGUCCAGCGUUUAGUCGGGCACGAGGACUGGGUGGUGUGCAUGGACUUUGCACAGGACGGCGACGACAAUCUCUUCCUCGCGACGGGCUCGAAGGACAGCAUGAUUCGAUUGUGGAGGAUCAGCGAGACCGUCGAGGAGUCGUCGAGCGACGAGCUUCAACUGGAGAGGGAUUAUUUUACAGCGGGCGACAGGCAGUACAACGUCACUCUGGAGUCCGUGCUCCGCGGACACGAAGACUGGGUUUACGGUGUGCACUGGCAGCCUGUGAAAACGGACGACUGCGAAACGAUGAGACUGCUGUCCUCCUCGAUCGACAAAACUAUGAUCGUGUGGGAGCCAGCCGAGAUCAUGAACGGAAUGUGGACGGAGGCGGUGCGUGUCGGAGUAGUCGGCGGUAAUUCCAUGGGCUUCUACGGCUGCAAGUUCGGCCCGGACGGACUACACAUAUUGGCGCAUGGUUACCAGGGCUCCUUCCACAUCUGGAAAUAUUCUCAGGAUGUGACUCGGUGGCUUCCACGUCCUGCACCCGGCGGCCACUUCUCUCAAGUGGUCGACUUGUGCUGGGAACCGAAAGGAAGAUUUCUCAUCACAGCCAGUGCCGACCAAACCACAAGAAUUCAUGCGCCGUGGAAAGGGGACGAUCUCGAGGAACUGUGGCACGAGAUCGCGCGUCCUCAGAUACACGGAUACGACAUGACCUGUUUGGCUAUUCUGGCGCCCCACACGUACGUUUCCGGGGCGGAUGAGAAGGUGGUGCGCAUUUUCACGGCCACGUCUGCGUUUAGGAACCAAUUGAAGUCGCUGACGAAUGUCGAGGAUUUCGAGUCCGUCAAGGCCCGCAGUGCCGCUGUACCCUCUCUCGGAUUAACGAACAAAGCGAUGUAUGAAGAAAACGAUGAGAAUUCACCGACGGGAUACGCGUACGAGCCACCCACGGAGGAGGCUCUGAUGCAAAAUACCCUUUGGCCGGAAACGAAUAAGCUUUACGGACAUGGCUACGAGAUAUUCUGUAUGGCAGCGAGGCACGACGGAAAAUUGCUGGCUACCGCGUGCAAGUCGACCACUCAGGAACACUCUGCGAUCUUGUUAUGGGCCACCGACACCUGGACACAAGUUCAACAAUUGGUCUACCAUCAGUUGACCGUGACGCAGAUGGCGUUCUCGCCAGACGACAGGUACUUGCUGUCUGUGUCGAGAGACAGGAGGUGGUCGUUGUUCAAAACCACGGACGGAGUUUACGAGUUAGUCGCAGCCAGCUUGAAGCAAAACAAUCCGCACUCGCGGAUCAUCUGGUGCUGCGCUUGGACGCAGAACUCGGGUUACUUCGCGACUGGAUCCAGAGACGGGAAGAUCGCCAUUUGGCCCAUAAGCACGAUAGAAAAUAAUAUCGCGCCGCUACUGAUCGUAGACACGCAAAACCAGUCGGUUACAGCGUUAUGCUUUACGUCAAGCUACACGAAAGAAGGAUCCUAUCUUCUGGCUAUCGGAUACGAGACAGGGUGCAUAGAAAUACGAAAAGUCAACCUAGAAUCAAAGGAGAGUACGCAGUUGAAACUGCUAGAUACCUCCCAGGCUCAUCAUUUAACUGUGAGAAGACUCAUGUUUCGGCCUAGCAAUCACUCACAAGACUAUCUGCAAUUAGCGAGUUGCAGUUCUGAUCAUUCUGUUAAGAUACACAAUAUAGAACUAUCAUUGUUGUCUGUAUCGUGAGAAUUUUUAUGAGAAUCGUACAUCUCUACCUGGUUUUUCGUAUGACACUGUAUGAAAAAAAUUUUGUACAAAAUAUAAAUUAAUCUAAAAAUAUAUAAUUAACAAGUGA
This is a messenger RNA of Vollenhovia emeryi, 2637 nucleotides long. RefSeq names its product probable elongator complex protein 2 (gene Elp2). The record is from RefSeq and is a predicted model, not a curated record. The transcript has 2 exons. Gene Ontology annotation, molecular function: protein binding. Gene Ontology annotation, biological process: tRNA wobble uridine modification. Bases 219 to 2528 code for a protein of 769 amino acids. Gene Ontology annotation, cellular component: elongator holoenzyme complex. Lineage: Eukaryota; Metazoa; Arthropoda; Insecta; Hymenoptera; Formicidae.